CCAUCUCUAGCGAAAAGUGCAAAUAAAAUAAUCCGAAAAUUUUUUCUUUUUAGCAAAUAGUGCAGCAAACACACACAAAAAGUCACAAAUUUAUUAUACUUAUGUAGCAAUUUACGGGAUCGUAGGUUAAGGUGGCCCAAAAUCCCAAACAAGCAGAUACGGACGCCCAAAAAACAGAUUUUUCCCCUGCUUCAGACACACUCGCCAACAAACACACUCAUGAAACACAUUAACAAGGGGCACGGGCGGCAUUUUUCUUUAGCAUUUUCCUGGGCGUUUUUCUUGAGAUUACACCUUAGUUUCUAGGUAUAGGUUUAGUUUGUUUACUGGUAAAAGAAACACAAAUAUUACUUUCUGUAUUUUGCCUCAUUACAUUGUACUGUGUCGAAUCCAAAAAUCGAAAAACCACACCUUUUCCAAAUGACCAACAUCCAGAGCAUAGAAAAUGUGGCCGACUGCACGCCUCUUUACCUGCCGCACAGCUUGUAUCUCAAGCCGCUGGCCAAAAUGCAAAUCUCCGUGUCGCUUCCGUCGAUCAAGUCCGGCAAAUCCGUAUCCAACCUGGAGAUAAUGGACAAACUGAGUGCCGAGCUCAAACCGGACAAGUUUCUGCUGCUCAGAGUCUCCAAGAGCACAGUAAACACCAUCCGAUUGGAAGCCGAGCUGGAUGAGCGCAAACGUCUCCGCCCGGCCAUCCAACGACUGGACGGGAUCUCUCUGCGCCUCUCCGGCUUCAGUGAAUCGUUCCGAGUGCGAUGCACCGAGCAAAAGGAUGAAUUUCCAACGCGACACGACUGGGAUUCCUACUUCCGGGAUGCUCGAAACAUGGACGAAAUGAAGGCGGGCGAACGACCGGACACAAUUCACCUGAGCCACCUGCCAAUGCGCUGGUUUUGUCCGCGGCACUCGGAGCACGAAGAGCAUGUGAAGCCCAGCGAGAGUAUAUUCAAGCGCAUCUUCGAGAAGUACGGACGCGUCAAGAUGGUGGACAUCCCCAUCUGUGAUCCGUACCGAAAAAGCAUGCAGGCGGACAUCAACGGCAUGCGAACGUUCAGUUUCGAGCAGGAUGUUCUCUUCGAAGCAUAUGUCCAGUUCGAGGAGUACUCCAGCUUUGUGCGUGCCAUGGACGAGUUCAGGGGCACCAAGUUGGUCCGCAAGUUCGUGGAUAAAACCCAGGCCAUUAACAUUUGUGUCACUUUCGACAAGCAUAAGCACCUCAGCGACUCACACAUUCAGCGCCGAGAACGCAUGAGGAAGAAGUGCAUCGCGAAAGCCCAAGCCGAGGAUGAGGAGCGGGAAAAGCUGAAAAAGCAACAGGAAGAACAACUGGAACGCGAAAGGCAAAAACAAGAAGAGUUGAAAAUUGCGGAAGCGGAAAAGCAGCGUGAACGCGAAGAAAAGCGGAAAGAAAAGCAUCUAAAAAAGAUUCAGGAGCGCGGCCAGUUGGAGAUCUCGCAAAAAAUACGCAUCGAGGAGCGCAAGCUGAUGAUAGCACAACGCAAGCUGGAGAGCAUUCGCACCUUAGAAAAGCUAUUCGAGCGGAUACAGCUGAAGCAAAAGGACAAAAACCGACGGGCUAAACAAGAUGAAGUCAAAGAUAUCCAACGUGGGAGACUUGUGGAAAAGUACAAGGCUGCUACAGAAAAGCUUGUUUGUGAUCAGCGAAAAAUCGUCCAGGAAAUCAAAAGCAAUACUCCACUAAUGGGACUCCUGAAGAGCAAAUCCAAAACCAGUGCUGCGCCAAUGGACGCAAGCAGUGAUGACGAUGGGUCGGCAAGUAAAAGACACAAGAUGGGCAAUGGCACUGUGGACACCAAGGCGGCGAUCUCCGGCGACGUCAAUCCAACAUUGAACCCGUUAAAAGCGGUGGCCGCAAUGGCCGCUGGCGCUGUGCCAGGUGCCGGUCCCUACAGUGCCGAGGCGGCUAGCGAAUGGAUGCAGUCCCUCUCCAUGUUCGGAUACGGCCUGCCAGGUGUGUUUCCCGGAGCACUGUAUCGUCCGCCCGCUCCGUUUCCCGUCUCCAGCAAUUAUCGCGGCUUUGCUCCGCGUCCCCGCGGCCGAGGAAGGGGUCGUGGCAUGGGGAUAAGAGGCAGUCGUUCCGGGUAUGACUCCUAUUACAACUCAAAGCACGAUCGCUACGGGGACGAGGGCGAUAAUGGCUACUACCACAGGUCAUCGCGAGGAAGAAACCGCUCGCGCUCUUCAUCUUCGUAUUCAAGGAGUCGAAGUCGUUCACGGGGACGUCGGAUUGUUUGUCGUUCUAGGCGCUCAAAGUCACGCAGUCGCUCCCACUAUCGAAAGUCAUCUUACUCAUCAAGAUCAAGGCGAAGUCACAGCAGAUCUUCGCGCAGCCGCAGUAAGACGCCAUCCCAGCGCAAGAACCGGAAGCUGGCAUCCACGCGCCGAUCCCGAUCCACCAGCUAUUCACGGUCGCGUUCCCGCUCCCAUUCUCGCAGACGCUCCAGUUCGCGCCGCGAUCACCGGACCCGCAAUCGCAGCAGUCGUAGUUACAGCAAAAGUCGCAGCCACACACCAAAGGACGUGAAACUGGAGACGGACAAGCUGGUGGCCUCUGCCGAGAAAAUACAGCGCACCAUCGAACAGCACACCAAGAACCGGAUGCGCGAGGAGGAGCGAGAAAUCAGGGAGAACUUCAGACAGCCGCGCACCAACAGCCACAAUAGCAACCACAUGGACACCACCCAACCGACACAGGAGACCGACGAAAGACGACGAAGCAGCAGCAGCAAGCGCGGCAGUCGCCGCAAUUCACUGGCUGCCUGAAAUAUAUAUACUAGUUUAGCUGUUAGUAAGAGUUUUGAAAAUAAAGAUAUCAAAGUUGUAAAAACAUAAA
This is a messenger RNA of Drosophila elegans, 2854 nucleotides long. It is a transcript of the gene Xe7, whose product is annotated as A-kinase anchor protein 17A. NCBI's taxonomy places the organism in Eukaryota, Metazoa, Arthropoda, Insecta, Diptera, Drosophilidae. The transcript is spliced from 8 exons. The coding region runs from base 421 to 2784 and encodes 787 amino acids. The record is from RefSeq and is a predicted model, not a curated record.